This is a messenger RNA of Hydatigera taeniaeformis, 1401 nucleotides long. NCBI's taxonomy places the organism in Eukaryota, Metazoa, Platyhelminthes, Cestoda, Cyclophyllidea, Taeniidae. The record is from the annotation of a GenBank genome assembly.
AUGUCAGAAAAAGCGGUUCUGUUCGGAAUUAAUUUGGUCUUCAAUUUGGCUUUUGCAUCACUCUACAUCCAAUUGCCAGCCGAUUGGAAGUGGACAUCGCUCUUGAUUGAAGCUGGUUUCCUCUGUUUUCUGCUUUCAAUUAAGCUGCGGAGAUAUUCACAUUCCUCCUCCACGAUUGUUGUGUGGUUGCUGAAGUGGCUUCUCUUUAGAGAAGCUGUCUCUACAGGAUUCUCUAGAUUAUCAAGUGAUAACUACUUCUGGUACGAUCUUUCUGCUAUGGAGCACUAUUUCUCCAUGCAGAUUUCUCCAACACCACCGGCUUACUAUCUCAGUUUGGCUCCCCGUUGGUUUAUUCGCAUCGUCUCAGCGGCCUUUAUCGCUAUGGAAAUAUUCUUGCCUUUUCUCUUCUUGAUUCCCGUUCGGGAACUGCAGAUGUUCUCAUUCUUUGCGAAUUUCAUGUUCCAUGCCAACUUAAUGCUCACGGGUAACUACGGUAUCUACAAUCUCCUCUCUAUCGUUAUCAGCCUCGCUCUUCUUCCGGAGCCCAAAAGAAAAUACAAAAAGUCGUCAGCCUUUCAAAGAUUCAUCUCAAUUACAACGACGGUGGCUGUGCUUGCGGUUCUUUUCUAUGGCGUGUGGGUGUUCUUCGAUUUGUCGGAGGGUGUCGAGGCCAUGCGAAUCGGUACUCGUAUCGAUUCGCCCGCUGUUUCUGUGCUUGUACGGGCCUUCUUUGUUCGCUAUCCUAACUUAUGCAUUCGUCUUGGCGUUUCUAGCCCACAAGCUACUCUAGUCUCUGACUUAUGCUUGUUGCCUGCUCGGGUGCCAUUCUCGACUCUGGUUGAUCUUAGCGGAUCUGUGCCUCUGCCGAGGUUCGCAUCUGAACUUACUGCCGCGCUGAAGCCCUUUCACCUUGCCAAUGAUUAUCGUUUCUUUCACCAGAAGGAGAAGGAUGCGCUUUUGAAGGUGGACCGACAGCGUACCACACUGGUUCUAGAGGGUGCAAUGAAUGAGAAUGGACCCUGGAAAGAACUCUCUUUCCGCCAUAUACCUAGCAUUCCUGAGAAGAUGCCGUCAAUCAUUCCCGGACAUUUGCCUGUGGUCGACUUUGAGGUAGCAGUGAGUGGCGAAAGGCCCUUUGAGAAGUCCCCAACUAUUGCAAGCCUUGUCUAUCGAAUUCUCACCAACGAAAAGGAGGCGGAAACGUCCGAUGGAUGCCAACUUCGUAUCGUUAAUGCUGGACAAGGUUCGAGCGAUGAUGGGUCAACCCUCGAAUCUGAACGGCUUUUAUGCUGUCCUCGUAACGGUCUUAUUGGUGAACAAAUUUUUAUAGUUGCAUCCUUCUCCAUCCUUUGUGUACCAAUGACGGCUUUUUCUACGCUUUUCGCUUGGAUGGAGGAGUGA